Molecule: messenger RNA, 2412 nt
Organism: Pongo pygmaeus (Bornean orangutan)
Lineage: Eukaryota; Metazoa; Chordata; Mammalia; Primates; Hominidae
Product: cyclin-Y-like protein 2
Exons: 10
Coding region: 391-1473 (360 amino acids)
Biological process (GO): regulation of cyclin-dependent protein serine/threonine kinase activity
Molecular function (GO): protein kinase binding
Source: RefSeq, a predicted model, not a curated record
AAGUGUAGGGCAGGGCAUUGUGAGCCACAAGCCUGGGCUCCCACCUGGGCCAGUGGGCUUCAGUCUGUAGGUGACUACAGAAGGAGGAGGAGCUCCAUCUGUUCUCUCUUCAGGCAGUUGUUGUGUCUCUCAGCGCUUGUUGGGUUCACAACCUAUUAAAUAAGCUCGCUGGUCUUCACCCUCCCAGACAAGUCAACUCAGGGGAGGCGGCAGGGCACGGGCCUUGGCCUGCAGCCCCAGCCGGGGCUGGGGCUGGGCUGUGAGGUGGGCAGGCGAGCAGCGGGCAAGACCAUCUCUGCAUGUGCAGCAUAGCCUCGGCCUAGGGCAGCGGGAGUGUGUGGCCAAAGCUGUGAGCAGAGGCACAGGUGGUGACAGGAGUAGAGGCACCCCAUGGGAAACAUACUGACCUGUUGUGUGUGUCCCAAGGCCAGCCCCGAGUUGCACCAGCACGAGGGGUCGGUGUGUCACUGUGAGUCUGAGACCUAUGAGGCAGCAGCUGGGGACCUGAUAGCAGGAGUGCCUGUGGCUGCGGCUGUAGAGCCUGGUGAGGUGACUUUUGAAGCUGGUGAGGGCCUCCACAUGUACCACAUCUGUGAACGGGAGAUGCCUGAAGAUAUACCUUUGGAGCCCAACCCUUCUGACCAUCCAAAGGCAAGCACAAUAUUCCUGAGAAAAUCUCAAACAGAUGUACAAGAAAAAAGAAAAAGCAACUGUACAAAGCAUGUAUCUACUGAGCAUUUUACUCAACAAUACAGUUCAUGUUCGACAAUAUUCCUUGAUGACAGCACAGUCAGCCAGCCUCAUCUUACAAUGACACUAAAAUCUGUGACCUUGGCGAUAUAUUAUCAUAUCAAGAAAAGAGAUGCAGAUAGAUCUUUGGGCAUAUUUGAUGAACGGUUACACCCACUUACACGAAAAGAGGUUUUGGAGGAAUAUUUUAAGUAUGAUCCUGAACACAAAUUGAUUUUCAGAUUUGUUCAUACUCUGUUUAAAGCCAUGAGGCUAACAGCUGAAUUUGCAAUCGUAAGUUUGAUUUAUAUAGAAAGACUUGUAAGUUAUGCUAAUAUCGACAUUUGUCCAACUAACUGGAAGAGGAUUGUCUUGGGAGCCAUUCUUCUUGCCUCCAAGGUUUGGAGUGAUAUGGCUGUGUGGAAUGAGGACUACUGCAAGCUCUUUGAGAACACUACAGUUGAAGAAAUGAAUGAGUUGGAAAGGAAAUUCUUGAAGCUAAUUAAUUAUAAUGUCAACGUUACUAGCAGUGUUUAUAGCAGAUUCUACUUCGAUCUUCGCACCUUGGCACACAACAACGGCCUGUAUUCACCAGUUUAUCUUCUUGACAGAGAAAGAGCAUGGAAGCUGGAGGCUUUUUCAAGGAUGGAACAAGACAGAGUUUUCUAUAGUGCUGCCAAGAAUGGGUCUUUGAGUGCUGAUGAUUUAAUUCAUCUUCAGCGUGCUAAGGCUAUCCUCUCCUGAAGGAAGAAAUGAGGAGUAAUGUAACAUCUGAACUCCUCAUCAAAAAAGACAGGAAAAUACGAACUCUCCUGCUAAAGAACUAGAAAAGUUGGUAUUUUCAAAAGAAGAAACACCUCAAUUCAAGUUAACUCAAGGACAACUAAGAUUGUACUUCGUAGUAAAGAAUGGGACCUUGUCAGGGCAACAACACACUCUUACACUCUUCUGUCCUGUUUAAUGUAAACAGAGUUAUAAAAACCACUCCAAAGUGAAGACUCCUGCCCACACACACAUAUUUGCUUAGUGUGUGGGCUGAUAGCUGUAAACUAUAUAAGGCUUUUAAAACAAUAGUUUAACUUUUUAGAUUUUAAAGAUAACUUUUCUGUUUCUUUUAUGUUUUUUUCUUUUUCCCAAUAUUCCUGCAUAUGCAUUUGGAAUCAGUGCAGUAUCACCGUUAAAACACGGGAGUCUAACAACUCCUAAAGCCACUAGGAGCAGUCCCAGCAUUGUCAGGUAUGGAAGGGCUCUUCCUUCCUACUUUUACCAUGGAAGCUACAGUUACUGGCAAUCAUCAAGCAAAAGCUGCCAAAUAACAUUUGCCAUUCAUAUCCUUUGUAAGCCCUUCUUAUUAGCAGUUUAGCAUGUUUGGGGGUCAUAAAAAGAGAAAGUAUUGGUUAUUGAUUAUCUACUUUUAUGAAGCUCUAUGGUGUAUUUCUUAUGAACUAUAAUGGUUCUCAUUUGCUGGUAAAUUUUCUUAUAGUUAAGUAAAUGUAUUCAAAGAUGUUUUCAUAGUGCCAAGCAACAUGGUGAUCCAGUGGUUAUAUAAAAAUAAUAAAAUACAAGGUGUCCUGAAAGUUUCAGGGCAGUUUUUAGCUUUAAUAUAGUGUGCCUGGGCCCCCCAGAGGACUGCAGCAUAUGUAUACAUGCUGUAAAUCUUUACAAAAUAUCAUUUGAAAGUAU